AGCGGGCCAUGGCGCUGUCGCGCGCGGAGCGGUGCCUGGCGCUGCUGCUGCGGCUGCUGUCGCGCGCCUGCCUGGCGCUGCUGGGGCUCGCGCGCCCCGCGCCGCCGCGCGCCGUCCCGCCCCCGCGCCGCGCGCUCCUGCUGCUGCCCGCGCGCCAGCUGGCGGCACGGCUGCGCGCGCGGCAGGUGACGUGCGUCGAGGUGGUGGAGGCGUAUGUGGAGAGGAUCCGGGAGGUGAACCCCCUCAUCAACGCCGUGGUGAAGGACAGGUUCGAGGAGGCCCUGCAGGAAGCGCAGCAGGUCGAUAAGCUGCUGGCAGAGAGCCCUGGGGAUGAGUACCUGGAGGAGAAGUUCCCCUUGUUAGGGGUUCCCAUCACCGUCAAGGAGGCCUUUUCCCUGCAUGGGAUGCCCAACACCUCUGGCUUGGUCAACCGCUGCAACGUGGUUGCCACCUCGGACGCCGCCGUGGUGUCCCGGCUGAAGCAGGCUGGAGCCAUCCCGCUGGGGGUGACCAACUGCAGCGAGCUGUGCAUGUGGUACGAGUCCAGCAACAGGGUCUACGGCCGGACCAACAACCCCUACGACCUGCAGAGGAUCGCAGGUGGCAGCUCAGGCGGGGAGGGCAGCGUCCUGGCAGCUGCCUGCUCUGUCAUAGGCGUGGGCUCCGACAUCGGCGGCAGUAUCCGGAUGCCGGCCUUUUUCAACGGGGUCUUUGGCCACAAACCCACCACAGGGGUGGUGCCCAACGACGGCCAGUUCCCCAAUGCCCACGGAGUGCGGACCAGCUUCCUGUGCACCGGGCCCAUGUGCCGCUACGCUGAGGACCUGGAGCCCGUGCUGAGGGUCAUGGCUGGCCCUGGGGUCAACAAGCUGAAGUUGAAUGAAAAGGUGUCGCUGGAGAAAAUAAAAUUUCACUGCAUGGAUCAUGAUGGUGGGUCCAUUUUUGUGUCACCUGUGGACAAGGAGAUCUUGCAGGCCCAAAAGAAGGUGGUGGAGCACCUCGAAGGCAAGCUGGGGGUCCAAGUUAAGCAUGUGGCAAUCCACAAGAUGAAGUAUUCUUUCCAGAUCUGGUCAGCCAUGAUGUCGUCCAAGGACAGUGAUGGGCAGGAAGCACAGCUCUUCACAGACCUGCUGGGGGAUCAUGGGAAGCCGGUGUGGCCGCUCUGGGAGCUGGUGAAGUGGCUCGUGGGAAUGUCUUCCCACACUCUCCCAGCUAUCGCCCUGGGACUGACGGAGAAGGUGAUGAAGCUCAACCCUGGUGGGAACGCCAAGCUGGUGAGCAUGGGGAAGAGCCUGCAGGAGGAGAUGGAGGCCCUGCUGGGGCCCGACGGGGUGCUCCUCUACCCCUCACACCCCACCGUAGCUCCCCGGCACAACUGCCCCAUCUGCAUGCCCUUCAACUUCGCCUACACAGCGAUCUUCAACGUGCUGGGCUUGCCGGUGACGCAGUGCCCGCUGGGCCUGAGCAGCGAGGGUUUGCCCCUGGGCAUCCAGCUGGUCGCAGCCCCCUACAACGACCACCUGACGCUGGCGGUGGCCCGCUACCUGGAGAAGGCCUUCGGAGGAUGGGUCCUACCUGGGAAACUUUAACCUGGGCCCCUGCGGGACAGAGAUGGUGGGGCCUGGUGAAGUGGUGGCAAGUGCUGAUGCCUGAUCCUGUCAUGGCACUGCCUGCUCCCUUCACUCCCCAUCCUGGGAGCUGCCAGGGGUGCCUCCAGCCCCUGGACAAGCUGGGAUAUUGCAGUUGGAUUAGUCUCUUUCCUGCAGCACCAGCCAGGGGUGAGACCUGCCCUCCACGUGGCCCUCAGGAGUCCCAGUGGUCUGUGAUCUGUGUCCUGCCCAGGGUGGACACCCACCUUGUCCUGGACAUGAUGAUGGCUGUCGCUCUGUAACACUCACUGUUUUGAUGAGGCUGGUGAAGACCAAGGAGGAGAGGUGCCAGCACCACCCCGAGGCUCCCUGCCUGCACCCAUCAUCCUCUGUGGGCUUGCUCUGGCCACAGCUGUGCCUGCAGCUGGUCACCACAAGCUCACUGUCCCCUCCAGUUCUCCACAGGGUUCCCCCACCACCCCAGUGGAACUGGGAGAGGGGCUGAGGGUGCUGGAGGCAGCCACAGGCUCUUCCCACUGGUGGUAUGGGGUGUGGUGGAUGAUGCUGGGCUCAGCACAAAGCCAGCGGGCAGGGUAGCAGGAGCUUUUGGCAGCUCUGGAGAAGCAAUUUGGGCACUCUGUGCUGAGACCACUGAAGCACCUCCUGCCUGGCUUUUCUUCCCCUUUCUCCCAGGGCUCACCUGGCCUGAUUGGUGUCCCUUGCCCCUGCCACCCCCUCCUGAGCUGCCUGGCCUCUGUCCCAUGAGCAGGUGCAGGCAGCAGGGCAGGCUGUCCUGGGGUGGGCAGCAGGGGUAAGGUGUUCUCAGCGAGGGUGGUAUUAAAAUCUGUCCACUUUGCUUCCA
This is a messenger RNA of Apus apus (common swift), 2451 nucleotides long. RefSeq names its product fatty acid amide hydrolase 2 (gene FAAH2). The record is from RefSeq and is a predicted model, not a curated record. The transcript has 11 exons. Bases 9 to 1589 code for a protein of 526 amino acids. NCBI's taxonomy places the organism in Eukaryota, Metazoa, Chordata, Aves, Apodiformes, Apodidae.